Myxocyprinus asiaticus (Chinese sucker) is the source of this 3510-nucleotide messenger RNA. Its product is annotated as protein C19orf12 homolog. Lineage: Eukaryota; Metazoa; Chordata; Actinopteri; Cypriniformes; Catostomidae. The transcript is spliced from 3 exons. The coding region runs from base 354 to 875 and encodes 173 amino acids. The record is from RefSeq and is a predicted model, not a curated record.
UAAAAUCAAGUUUUAUACAAGCAAAUAAUGUACGAAGUGAAAUAAGUUACCUACAGUACAGCCUGUUUUGUUUUUGGAGGCUGAAAUUGUGUACUCGUUGUGUACUAAAUUAUUUAUCUUUUUCUGUUUUUACUUUCGUUUUUACAAUGUUGGGUUACAGAAUGUGUUGAAAAGAAUAGUCGCUAGGCAUCUCAUGUGAAGUGAUUUUUAUAAGUAAAUGCAAUAUUACCUGAGCAUUUAUAGGCUAUAUGAAUAUCAACUAUUUGAAAAAAAAAAUAAAAAUAAAAAUAAAGAUUCUGUCUCCAAAAGUGAACGGGCUACACGUUGACUAAAGUGCUUGCAGUUUUUGUUGCAUGUGGUAUUUCAGCGUGCUUUUCUCGUCUUCUCAUUUAUGGGUGAAAGGGCAGUUUCGUGUUUGUUGUUGUAAGGGUGUUUGUCUACACGUCACAAUGAGCAGUCGAAUGGAUGACGUCAUGCGUCUUUGCUGUGAAGUGUCAGCACGCAAGAACAUAAAAGCAGCGGUGAAGAACUCUGGAAAGGGAGCCGCAGCGGCUGGCGGGAGUGCAUUUGUAGGGGGACUGGUAGGAGGGCCAGUCGGUAUAGCUGUUGGUGGUGCUUUGGGAGGUCUCUUGGGAAGUUGGAUGACCAGUGGCCAAUUCAAACCUCUUCCUGAAAUCAUAAUGGAGUUGCCUCAUAAACACAAGGAGAAACUGUACUCUGAUGUCAUGACAGCAUUGGGCACACUGGACUGGACUGACCUUGCUAACCUCAUUGCUCUUGUUAUGGGGAAUUCUUCUUUGCAAGAGCGAGUGCUUUCAGCUAUACUCACUUAUGCCACAAAAGAGCUGAGGGCUGAAGUCCAGUAUGGAGACUGACCACCAGAGGGUCAGUCAUUUUGUAAUAGUACUCAUGGUGGUGUGGUGACUCGCCUCAGUCCGGGUGGCGGAGGACGAAUCUCAGUUGCCUCCGUGUCUGAGACCAUCAAUCCACACAUCUUAUCACGUGGCUUGUUGAGUGCGUUACUGCAGAGACGUAGCGCAUGUGGAGGCUUCACACUAUUCUCCGUGGCAUCCACACACAACUCACCACGCGCCCCACCGAGAGCAAGAUCCACAUAUUAUAGUGACCAGGGCUGGAGUGGCAAUCGGGAAGAUCGGGAGAAUUCCCGCUGGGCCUGUCAAAAAUUGGGCCGGUUAGGUCCGCAUGUUGAUUGACAAACUUUCAUCAUAUGUCGCAUAACAAUUGCCAACAGUCCGUAACAUCUGGUAUUUAAAGGAUCAGAAUUGUUCCGUAUUAUAACGGACGCAGUCUGUAUUUUAUCAUCUCACACCCAAACAAAUGAGAGAGUUGCCUGUGAGAGACGAAACUGAUGUGCUUCACUUGACAGCGCGGGAAGGAUCACGGAAGAUCCAUCGAGAACAGAUAGGCUUCUAAUAGCUGAAUGGAUGAACGUGCUUCAGGUACAAGAUCAUCACAAGUUUAAUACUGACUGCAGUCUCACAGUCUCAAUCAAUUAAUCUCUGAAAUCCUCUUCCCUAGCAGUGCAGAAUGAUAAUAGCAAAAUUAUUUUUUGUCACAAAAUAACAGAAUACUUAAAGUAAAUGAAUACAGAUGCAACAGCACGACACGGUACGAAAAUAAUGGGACUUUACAACUCUCAAAAGAGUAAACUCAAUGAAACAGAGUGCCUUCAAUGUUAUAUCAUGUGAUAAAAGCCUCUCUUAAAGAGACAGUAACCAUUUUGCCUUUGUCCUGAACAUUUACAUUCCAAGUAAAAGAAAAGUACAAAUGUGUUAUUUUUAGUCUUUUAUUUCACUCUUAUCAUUGUAAAAUGGCAUGUUUUUGAAUGGCAUGUAAAAAUGUAAAAACAAUCACUCAACCUUAAUUGUUUCACUGGAUCUGUUGCUAUUUAAAUUUCUAAAAUACAAAGCAUUGACCAUUUAAAGUGUGAGCCUGUACAUCUUGAAAGAGUUAUAAACAGUUAAGGUUCUACAGUGUUAUUAUGUGCCUAGAUAGUCUAUAAAAUAAACUUAGUUUACCCAGAAAUGAAAUUUCUCUCAUCAUUUACUCACCCUCAUGCCAUCCCAGAGGUGUAUGACUUUCUUUCUUCUGCUGAACACAAAUUAAGCUUUUUAGAAGAAUUUCUCAGUUCUGUUGGUCCUUUCAAUGCAAGUGAAUGGUGAUCAGAACUCAGAAGGCACAAAAAUCACAUAAAUGCAGCAUAAAAGUAAUCCAUACAACUCCAGUGGUUUAAUCUAUGUCUUCAGAAGCGAUAUGAUAGGUCUGGGUGAGAAACAGAUCAACAUAUACUUUUUUUUUUAUUAUUAUAAAUUCUCCUCCCUGCCCAGUAGGGGGCGAUAUGCUUAUGUAAAUCACCAAAAACAGAAGAAGAACUCUUCAAGAGAGAAGAGUGCUUAUGAAAGUGAAAGUGGAGAUUUAUAGUAAAAAAUGAUUAAUUAUUGAUCUGUUUCUCAGCGCCUCUCAUUUACUUGCAUUGAAUAGACCAACAGUUCUUCUAAACAUCUUCAUUCAUGUUCUGCUAAAGAAAGUCAUACACACCUGGGAUGGCAUGAGGGUGAGGAAAUUAUCAAAUAUCCCUUUAACAUUCACUUAUUUUUACAACACAUACAAUGAUGUCUUAUGACAAAGUGAAAAUCUUAGUGAAUGCCGUAUGUGGUAUAAUGACAUGGAGAGCUUAAAUAAUUUUCAAGUAAUUACAUAUAUUGUAUAUUUUUGCUGUGAUCUUGUUUUAUUGUUAUCAUCUUCACUUCCAACCCCCCUUUUGGGUGUGGGCUGACUUGGACAUGACAUCCCAGACUGAAUAUGAAUCCCACUCUGGCCCUGAUAGUGACCACGAGGAGGUUACCCCAUGUGACUCUACCCUCCCUAGCAACCAGGCCAAUUUGGUUGCUUAGGAGACCUGGUUGGAGUCACUCAGCACACCCUGGAUUCGAACUCGCAACUCCAGGGGUUGUAGUUAGCGUCGAUACUCGCUGAGCUACCCAGGCCUCGACGUUUCACAUUCUUAAAAUAAAGUAGUGAUCCUAUCUGACCCAAGACAGGGAAUGUUUUCUAUGAUUAAAUGUCAGGAAUUGUGGAAAAACUGAGUUUAAAUGUAUCUGGCUAAGGUGCAUGUAAACCUCUGACUUUGACUGUACACCGAUCAGCCACAACAUUGAAACAACCUGCCUAAUAUUGUGUAGGUCCCCCUUGUGCCAGCCCGCAUCUCAAAAUGCCAUUCUGAGAUGCUGUUCUUCUCACCACAAUUGUGCAGAGCGGUUAUCUGAGUUACAUUCCCGUUAUCUUAGCAGGGGUUUGACUCUCAUUAGAGAUGUCUCCUAGCAACCCAACUGAUAAACAAUGCUGCAGCGCUGGCAUUUGUGCUUCAGGUGUACGAUUAUCAAAAGAGAUUAUAAUUUACCAUGUUUUAUACACCUGUUUCUGCAGGCGUUUGUUAAACAAGCUUUAAUAUCAUGUAAUGUGGAAACGAACUCAUAUUAAUUAAUAAAG